GCGCCCCGCGCUGUGCCGCGCCGCGGAGCCGGUGAGGGAGCGGUGUCGCCAUGGCGGGCCGGGCGCUGCAGGCGCUGCCCAGGCUGAGGGCACUCAACAGGCUGCAAGUAAUAUUUCAACAUUUGAAAAUGUCUAAGCAGACAGACUCAGCAGCAGAAGUGUUGUUGGAAAAGAAAGGAGGUGCAGGAGUAAUAACUUUGAAUAGACCCAAGGCUCUCAAUGCACUAAAUCUGCCUAUGAUCCAAAAAAUCUAUCCUCAAAUAAAGACAUGGGAGCAAGAUCCGGAAACUUUUCUAAUAAUUAUAAAGGGAACUGGAGGAAAAGCUUUUUGUGCUGGGGGUGACAUCCGAGCCCUCACAGAAGCGGGAAAAGUUGGAGAUAAACUGAUACAAGAUUUCUUCGUAGGUGAAUAUAGGCUGAACAAUGCCGUUGGCACCUGCAAGAAGCCAUAUGUGGCACUCAUUGAUGGCAUUACAAUGGGAGGGGGAGUUGGUGUCUCAGUCCAUGGACAUUUUCGAGUUGCUACAGAAAAGACUGUUUUUGCCAUGCCAGAAACAGCAAUAGGCCUUUUCCCUGAUGUAGGUGGAGGGUAUUUCCUGCCAAGGCUCUCAGGAAAGAUUGGCUAUUACCUCGCACUGACAGGCUGCAGGCUGAAAGGAAGAGAUGUGCUAAAGGCUGGCAUUGCUACACAUUUUGUAGAAUCUGAAAAGCUGCCUGCCUUGGAGAAAGACCUGAUAGCCCUGAAAUCUCCUUCAAAAGAAAAAAUUGCAGAUUUGUUGAACUCUUACCACAUGAAGUGCACAAUUGAUCAAGAAAAGGAGUUUGCACUUGAUGAACAUAUGGAGAAGAUUAACAGUCUUUUUUCAGCAAAUAGUAUGGAAGAAAUUGUUAAAAAAUUAAAGCAAGAUGGUUCUCCUUUUGCCAUGAAGCAGCUAGAGACUAUUAAUAAGAUGUCACCUACGUCUUUAAAGCUGACUUUCAGACAGCUCAGAGAAGGAGCUUCCAUGAGCUUACAGGAGGUGCUCCGGAUGGAAUACAGACUGAGCCAAGCGUGCAUGAAAGGCCAUGACUUCUACGAAGGGGUUCGAGCAGUGCUGAUUGACAAAGACCAGUCCACCAAAUGGAAGCCAGCUGCUCUGGAAGAAGUCAGCGAUGAAUUUGUGGACAGUUGUUUUAAAUCACUGGGAAACGAUGAUCUCAAGCUGUAAAGAACAAACCUAUUGACAUCUUAUCUAUCUGCUUAGUUCUGUCAUACAAAAAGUAACUGCAGUGUGAUCAGUUUGGACAAUACUUUUUUAGCUAGCCUGAGAUUCACAAGUCUAUUUUCCUUUUUUUUUUUUUUUUUUUGCAUUCAGGAACAUUCUCUGUAAUGAGAAAAUAAUUGUAUCUCUGGUUAAUAAUGGGAGAAAUCACUUCAAGGCAAGUUGUUAUGUUUACUGCUUUACACAGUGAUUAACAUUUAAUUUUUUGCAUCAGCUCUUAGUUUAGGAGGAGCCCUUGGGCAAAAGAGCACAAUUUAAGGGGUGACCUAAUAAGCAAAAAGUCAAGAGACCUUUUGUGUUCUUGGCUCUGUCACUGAUCUGGUAAAUUGGGGUUGUGCCACAGAUUCUUCUGUGUACAAUGAAAAUAAAAUAUGGUUAAACCUUUAAUGCAGUCAGAGCUACAAAGGAAAAUGCAAGACAGAAUCCAUGGUGUUAAAUGUCCUUUUAAAUAAAAGCUCAGACUGAUACAUUAUUAGUCUGAGAACAAGAAAUUGUUCUAUUGAUUAAACACUUGUAAUUUUUCAGCCUUGCUGUGUGAUGUAAACAUUGUUUCAAAUGUGAUAAUCUUGCCAGAGCCUGAAGCACACUUCUCUUCGCUUGCAUAGCCCACUUCUUAAAAUGUCAUUAUGUCUGAUUCAACUGCAUAAUCAGUAUUUCACGAUUUCAGAAAAUUGCUGGUUUUUCUUGGUCUUACAGUGGUGAAGAAACAAGUGCCUCAAACCUUGCUGUGAACACCAAGCAGCAAUUUCCAGUGCAUUCAAGGUGGUGGGGUUCUGAUGCUGAUAAGACAUGAAGUUACACAACAGAACCAGAACCCCUUGAUCCAAGUAUUUGUGAGAGGGAAAUUAUUUUUUCUAAUGUAUACAGACAGCUACUAAUCUUUCUUCAACAUUUUGCCUUCUUUUUUAUGCUUCAGCAGAGCACAUAGCAGUGUUUCUUUCUGCUUACUUCUACACUUACAGGCAGGUCACAAGUACAAAUUUUGGCUUCUCUGAAGAACAAAACUUCUGUUCAAAUGCCACAGUCAGUAACCAGCAUGGGGAGUGAAAAAGUCAGAGCUGCAGCAGAACCAUUGUGGAGUUUUCAAUGUUGGGCAGUUUUUAUGACCAACAGCAAUGGUCUGCAACGGCUUAAGGCUCCUUCCUUUCUAGGAGCUGUUGCCUGGAAACAAAAUCCAGGAAAUUCAACUACCAAGAGUGACUUAAAAAAAAAUCAGAGGGGAGCAAAUGGAGAG
Molecule: messenger RNA, 2496 nt
Organism: Camarhynchus parvulus
Lineage: Eukaryota; Metazoa; Chordata; Aves; Passeriformes; Thraupidae
Gene: HIBCH
Product: 3-hydroxyisobutyryl-CoA hydrolase
Exons: 14
Coding region: 51-1208 (385 amino acids)
Biological process (GO): L-valine catabolic process
Cellular component (GO): mitochondrion
Molecular function (GO): 3-hydroxyisobutyryl-CoA hydrolase activity
Source: RefSeq, a predicted model, not a curated record